GCCGGCCCUGGGGAGCUGACACCCCCCAGCACGCGGGCCCUGGUGUCUCCCCAGCGCGAGGAGCCCAACGAGGAGACUCUAAAACCAGCCCCCCACGUGCCCGGCUCCUCUGCACAGCCAGUGACCCCGCCCCCUCCCCACGCAGGACCCCGAGUCUGCACCUGCAUCCCCCCCUCUGCAUGGCCGCAGCGCCCCAUCGCUCCCCCGCCGGCGUCGUGUGGUUCCUGAGAAAGGAGCAGUGUCUGGGUUGAGAAGGCUCAAGGACAGACAAACAGAUCCCUGCCCCCCGUGCUGAGGUGUUAGGGCAAGGAAGUUUCAUAGCCAACACAGCGAUGGGGCCGGCAUCACCCGCCUUUGGCUGCCCGAGGGAUCAGUCUCCAAUGAGGUGCCAGAGCACCCCUGCGUGUCUCCUGUCUCAAACCACGUCUAUGAGCGAAGACUGAUUGAAAAGUACAUCGCGGAGAAUGGGACUGACCCAGUGAAUAACCAGCCGCUGUCUGAAGAGCAACUGAUCGACAUCAAAGUUGCCCACCCAAUCCGGCCCAAGCCACCCUCGGCCACCAGCAUCCCGGCCAUUCUGAAAGCCCUUCAGGAUGAGUGGGACGCCGUCAUGCUGCACAGCUUCACACUCCGCCAGCAGCUGCAGACCACCCGCCAGGAGCUGUCGCACGCACUGUACCAGCAUGAUGCUGCCUGCCGCGUCAUUGCUCGUCUCACCAAAGAGGUCACCGCUGCCAGAGAAGCGUUGGCGACUCUGAAACCCCAGGCUGGCCUCAUAGUCCCCCAGGCUGUGCCGUCUUCCCAGCCCAACAUCACGGGUGCUGGCGAGCCAAUGGAUCUGGGAGAGCUGGCAGGCAUGACCCCCGAGAUCAUCCAGAAGCUUCAAGACAAAGCCACGGUGCUGACCACGGAGCGUAAGAAGAGAGGCAAGACAGUUCCAGAGGAGCUGGUGAAGCCAGAGGAGCUCAGCAAGUAUCGACAGGUGGCCUCACAUGUGGGCUUGCAUAGCGCUAGCAUCCCAGGGAUCCUCGCUCUGGACCUCUGUCCUUCCGACACCAACAAGAUCCUCACUGGCGGGGCGGAUAAAAAUGUCAUCGUCUUUGACAAGAGCUCGGAGCAGAUCCUGGCGACUCUCAAAGGGCACGCCAAGAAGGUCACCAGCGUAGUGUUCCAUCCGUCCCAGGAGCUGGUGUUCUCUGCUUCUCCCGAUGCCACUAUCCGGAUCUGGUCGGUCCCAAGCGCCACUUGUGUGCAGGUUGUCCGGGCCCAUGAGAGCGCCGUGACAGGGCUGAGUUUGCAUGCCACGGGCGACUAUCUCCUGAGCUCCUCUGAUGACCAGUACUGGGCUUUCUCUGAUAUCCAGACGGGCCGUGUGCUCACCAAGGUCACAGAUGAGACCUCUGGCUGCGCUCUCACCUGUGCUCAGUUCCACCCUGAUGGGCUCAUUUUUGGGACGGGGACUAUGGACUCUCAAAUCAAGAUCUGGGACUUGAAGGAACGCACCAAUGUGGCCAACUUCCCAGGGCACUCCGGUCCCAUCACCAGCAUCGCGUUCUCAGAGAACGGCUACUACCUGGCCACGGCCGCUGACGACUCCUCCGUCAAACUCUGGGAUCUGCGCAAGCUCAAGAACUUCAAGACGCUGCAGCUGGACAAUAACUUUGAGGUGAAGUCCCUCAUAUUUGACCAGAGCGGUACCUACUUGGCCUUGGGCGGCACGGACGUCCAGAUCUACAUCUGCAAGCAGUGGACGGAGAUCCUCCACUUCACAGAACACAGUGGCCUGACUACAGGUGUGGCCUUCGGCCACCAUGCUAAAUUCAUCGCUUCCACGGGCAUGGACAGGAGCCUGAAGUUCUACAGCCUGUAGCCUCUUUUCCUAGGAUCUGGGGGGAUGGGCUGUGUCCUUUACUGUAGUGUUGGGAUUACUGGGGGGAGGUAACAUGGGUGGGUGGGGUUAUCAUUGCUUUACUUUGAGGUAUCAGGGGGAGGCCAGCCUAGCGCACCCCCUUCCCUGUGCUCAAAGGCUUUGUUUUUCCAGUUUUGUGUUUGUCUUUCCAGCUUAGAUUCUGUUCUGUGAUUGUAACAAACGAAAUGGAACCAAACCCCUCCACUGACAGACAGCUGUGAAUGAGAGGCUGGGUGGGGGAAAGAGUGGGGUGGCAUAGGAAUGGGAGAGAAGGGGGGGGAUGGGGAAUUGUGCGUUUUUUUUGUAAGCAGCUAUCUACUUUCAUUAA
Messenger RNA from Mauremys mutica (yellowpond turtle), 2237 nucleotides. It is a transcript of the gene PRPF19, whose product is annotated as pre-mRNA processing factor 19. The coding region runs from base 611 to 1870 and encodes 419 amino acids. The transcript is spliced from 16 exons. Gene Ontology annotation, cellular component: U2-type catalytic step 1 spliceosome; Prp19 complex; cytoplasm. Gene Ontology annotation, biological process: protein ubiquitination; mRNA splicing, via spliceosome; DNA repair. NCBI's taxonomy places the organism in Eukaryota, Metazoa, Chordata, Testudines, Geoemydidae. Gene Ontology annotation, molecular function: ubiquitin protein ligase activity; protein binding. The record is from RefSeq and is a predicted model, not a curated record.